Messenger RNA from Puccinia graminis f. sp. tritici CRL 75-36-700-3, 807 nucleotides. RefSeq lists its product as uncharacterized. The transcript has 3 exons. NCBI's taxonomy places the organism in Eukaryota, Fungi, Basidiomycota, Pucciniomycetes, Pucciniales, Pucciniaceae. The record is from RefSeq and is a predicted model, not a curated record. The coding region runs from base 1 to 807 and encodes 268 amino acids.
AUGCCUCAACACCUCGGGCCUCUUGGAAUCUUGACAAGGCAGUCGAGCUCAAUUACUCACAAUGAGAAUGCCCAUCUAGCCACCAUCAAGUUGACUCCAUUUCAUCAACCAACAUGCAACCACCCACUUCAGGCAAGCCUGUUAGAAGAUCUCAAGAUCAGCAAGGCCGACUUGUUUUUGCCGGGUGCUGAGACUUCUCCGAUUGUGUCAAUCGAAGCUCAAGUCGUGGACGCUGUGAGGGUCAUCAUAACCCGCUUGCCAAAAUCAUUGGUACAUUCACCUCCCCCAACACCACCUCAACCCAUUUAUUUCAGUGGUCACGGCUUAACGGUUUCUGCCUGGGAAAGUCUUGUUAAGCUCCACUCAAUUCAACACGUCAAGUGCACCCAAAGAGGAAUGGACGAUCAACCUAAACUAGGAUCGCUCGCAAGCUUCUUGACUUCGGGCACAGUCGGAGUGAUGCUGGGUCCAGAAAAGGAGAAGGCAGUCUCACCUACCGCCAUAGCGAUGUUACUUAAUCAUUGCCACACUUGGUACAUGGAUAAUCCUGCUAUCCCAAACUGGUCGCUUUGGACAAAUGCCGAUAAUCUGAUCUGCACUCGGCUUCAAUUGGCUCUUGACUCGCCCAACUUAGUGACAGUGAAACAAGAAGAGCUGGCCAUGUCUCUUGCCAAAGACUUUGUGUAUUCUUGGGUGAAAAAAAACAAUUAUGAAUUGCCCUGGAUUUUGCAAAGAGGCAAAAAAGUGCCCUACGUACCCCUCGAGCAUGAUUACCACCCACUUCUAGAGCAGUCCAUACCAUUGUAA